Prunus armeniaca (apricot) is the source of this 861-nucleotide messenger RNA. NCBI's taxonomy places the organism in Eukaryota, Viridiplantae, Streptophyta, Magnoliopsida, Rosales, Rosaceae. The record is from the annotation of a GenBank genome assembly.
AUGGCUACCGGUCCUCUGCCUCCUCCAAUACCCUCAUCUCUCAUCUCCUCCUCCUCCUCAAACAGCCAUUCUACUUCUUCUUCACGUUCAAAACUGCCCCCACUUCUCUCGCCUUCUCCAUUGCCUCCUCGUCAUGUUUAUCAGCAGCAGCAGCAGCAGGCACAGAGUAAAAAACGAAGAGAGUUGUUGUUGAAAGGAGGACUUGGUCUGCUUCCUCUUGCUCUGGUUGAGUCAAUAUUGAAAGAGCCACUUACUGUGCCGUCAGCAGAAGCUAAGGAGGCGGUGGUGGGCUCCUACCUCCCACCCUCACCUUCCGACUCUUCCUUCGUUCUCUUCAAAGCCUCUGCCAAAGACACUCCCGCUCUUCGCGCAGGAAAUGUGCAGCCUUACCAGUUCAUUAUUCCUCCAACCUGGAAACAGAUGCGUGUAGCGAACAUUUUAUCUGGUAAUUACUGCCAGCCAAAGUGUGCAGAGCCCUGGGUGGAGGUAAAAUUUGAAGACGAAAAACAGGGAAAACUUCAGGUUGUGGCUUCACCUUUGAUACGCCUGACGAAUAAACCCAAUGCAACAAUUGAAGAUAUUGGCAACCCUGAGAAGGUGAUUGCUUCUCUUGGCCCUUUUGUUACAGGAAACACAUAUGAUCCAGAUGAGCUUCUUGAGACAACAGUUGAAAAGCGCGGCGAUCUGACGUACUACAAGUAUGCGCUGGAGACCCCGUUUGCUCUUACAGGUUCUCACAAUCUUGCAAAGGCAACAGCCAAGGGAAACACUGUUGUAUUAUUUGUGGUAAGUGCAAGUGACAAGCAAUGGCAAGCUUCUCAGAAGAUUCUAAAAGCCAUGCUUGAUUCCUUUCAAGUGUAG